AAAAAAAAAUACAAUACUCCUAAGGCAAGCUAAGGAACCAAACACAAAUCCUCUUAUUUCAUUUACCUCUCUGCCUCCAAAAAUAUUAAUUCAAACAAGAAAAGAAAGGAAUUCUAAUCCUUUCAACAAUACCUCUAUAUCUAUAUCUAUAUAUUCCCUUCCAUUUUGGUAUCCUAGAAUCUUUUCUCUUCCUUCCUCACAAUGACAAUAUUCAUCACAACAAUGUUUAUUUUUCUAGCAUUUUCUCUCCAUGCAGAUAUUGGAUACUGUUUUGGGAUCAACUAUGGUCAAGUUGCUAACAAUUUGCCACAACCUGAAAAAGUUCUUGUACUAUUAAGCACUCUCAACCUCACAAAAACAAGAAUCUAUGACACAAAUCCUCAAAUUCUAAGUACAUUUUCAAAAUCAAAUAUUGAAGUAAUUGUGACGGUUGAAAAUGAAAUAUUAAACCAAUUAGAUGAUCCACAACAAGCACUUCAAUGGGUGAACAGCCGCAUCAUACCGUACCUACCUAACACAAAAAUCACCGGAAUUCAAGUAGGUAACGAAGUUUUCACCGACGAUGAUACAACUCUUCUUCAACAUCUUGUUCCGGCGGUGAUUAAUAUCUACAAUGCUUUAGCUAAAUUAGGCUAUGCAAACAUUUGGGUUUCUACACCAAGUUCUUUAGCAGUGUUGGAAACUUCGUACCCUCCUUCAGCCGGUAGUUUCAAAGGCGAAAUCUCUAGCAUGAUGUACCAAUUUUUGAACUUCUUGCAAACAACAAAAGCACCUUUUUGGAUCAAUGCUUACCCUUACUUUGCAUAUAAAGAUGAUCCAGAUUCAAUUCCUUUGGACUAUGUUUUAUUUAAUCCUAGUCAAGGAAUGGUUGAUCCUACCACAAAUCUACAUUAUGAUAACAUGCUUUAUGCUAUGGCUGAUGCUGUAUCAUUUUCCAUAGCUAAAAUGGGAUUUAAAGGGAUUGAAGUUAGGGUAUCCGAGACGGGUUGGCCUUCUAGAGGCGACCCGAAUGAGGUUGGUGCUUCUCCGCAAAAUGCUGCAACUUAUAAUAGAAACUUGUUGAAGAGACAAAUGGCGAAUCAAGGGACACCUUUGAAUCCUAGAAUGAGGUUGGAAGUUUACUUGUUUGCAUUGUUUAAUGAAGAUUUGAAACCUGGACCAACCUCAGAAAGAAAUUAUGGUCUUUUUAGACCUGAUGAAUCUAUGACUUAUAAUGUGGGAAUUUCUACUCUUGCAACCACUUCUCCAUCAUCAUCGUCGUCGUCGUCACCAUCUGCUUCCGGUUCAUUUUCUAUUGCCUCCUCUUCUACUAAGAUUAAGGUAGCACCAAAGGGAUACCAAAACUUGGUAUAUUGGAUGUUUGUAUAUGUGUUGGUUUCAAUCCUUUAUGUGUGAAGGAAGACCUUCCUUUAUUGUGGGAUUCAUGUCUAUACAUUAAGUACAUAUUGGAAUUUUACUUCUUUCAAAGUGGCCAAAAAAGAUACCUAGUUGAACACAAAGGCACUUUCAGAAUCUCAAAAAUGAACAUGAUUUAAAGGUAACCCUAUUUUGCAGAAAAUAGGACCAACACACUUUCCAAACACUUGGGCAACAAAAUCAGCAGUAUGGCACACAGAGAAAAGAAUUAAAUGGGAAGAAUGGAAGAUUACCCAAUGUCUUAGUCAAGUGGCACUUACCCUACCAUUAUGUCACAUUCUAACUAUUAGCAUGUGGUGGUGACACAAAACUGAACUUAUUUAGGUAGAUAGGGGACAAAAGCCAUCUCAUUCUUUCAAUGCAAGAUGUUGCAAGAGCAUAAACUUUAGUUUUAUUUUAUUUAAUUAUUAUCAAUUGCCAAUUAUAUUGUUGUAUAUUGUUAAUUAUGUGAAUUUAAUUUCACUUUUGUUU
Molecule: messenger RNA, 1887 nt
Organism: Medicago truncatula (barrel medic)
Lineage: Eukaryota; Viridiplantae; Streptophyta; Magnoliopsida; Fabales; Fabaceae
Product: glucan endo-1,3-beta-glucosidase 14
Exons: 3
Coding region: 202-1395 (397 amino acids)
Biological process (GO): carbohydrate metabolic process
Molecular function (GO): hydrolase activity, hydrolyzing O-glycosyl compounds
Source: RefSeq, a predicted model, not a curated record